CAUAUAAAAAAAAAAACGAAUAACCCUGAAACACACAUUCUUCAAUCUCCAGAAAAACAAAAAUGGCGACUUGCUUAAGCAACACCACCUUCUCAUCAUCGUCUUCCUCAAAAGCUCUUCAAUCUCUCUGCAAACGAUUUCCUCGCCCUCGCUUCCUCUCUCUCUCCUCAUUGUCCUCCUCUCGUUCUCCCAAAAUCCUACACUUUCUAUCUCCUCAUCGCCACCUUCGUCUCCGCCGAAACUUCUCAAUCCGAGCUGAAUCUUCCUCUUCUUCUUCUUCCGACAAUGGCGCUAAGUACGAUUUCGACCUAUUUACUAUUGGUGCUGGAAGCGGCGGAGUGAGAGCUUCGCGUUUCGCUGCCAAUUUUGGCGCUUCUUCCGCUGUUUGUGAGCUUCCUUUCAGUACUAUCUCGUCUGAGACUGCUGGCGGUGUUGGUGGAACAUGUGUGCUUCGUGGAUGUGUGCCAAAGAAGCUACUUGUCUAUUCUUCUAAAUAUUCUCAUGAAUUUGAGGACAGUCAUGGUUUUGGAUGGAGUUAUGAUGCUGAACCCAAGCAUGAUUGGAGCACCUUGAUUGCUAACAAGAAUGCUGAACUUCAGCGCCUCACAGGCAUCUACAAGAAUAUCUUGAGUAAUUCAGGUGUCACGCUUAUUGAAGGUCGUGGAAAGAUUGUGGAUCCACACACAGUUGACGUGGAUGGAAAACUUUACUCUGCGAGACACAUUUUGAUUUCUGUUGGGGGCCGUCCAUUUAUCCCUGAUAUUCCUGGCAGCGAGUAUGUUAUUGAUUCUGAUGCUGCUCUUGAUCUCCCAGAGAAGCCCAAGAAAAUUGCAAUCAUCGGGGGUGGAUACAUUGGUUUAGAAUUUGCUGGUAUCUUUAAUGGUUUGGGAAGUGAUGUUCAUGUUUUCAUUCGUCAAAAGAAGAUUCUUAGAGGCUUUGAUGAAGAGAUCAGAGAUUUUCUUGCCGAACAGAUGGCCGUGAGAGGAAUUGAGUUCCACGCAGAAGAAUCUCCCCAAGCUAUCACAAAAUCUGCAGAUGGCACUUUAUCAUUAAAGACCAACAAGGAAACUAUUGAUGGUUUUUCACAUAUUAUGUUUGCCACAGGUAGAAGGCCAAAUACUAAGAACUUGGGGCUGGAAGCUGUGGGGGUAAAGAUGGACAAGAAUGGAGCCAUAGAGGUCAAUGAGUAUUCUCAGUCAUCUGUUCCUUCUAUAUGGGCAGUGGGUGACGUCACUGAUAGAGUGAAUUUGACCCCUGUUGCGUUGAUGGAGGGAGGAGCAUUAGCAAAGACACUGUUUGCAAAUGAGCCAACAAAACCUGAUUACCGAGCUAUACCUUCUGCCGUGUUUUCUCAGCCACCUCUCGGCCAAGUUGGCUUAACAGAGGAGCAAGCCGUAGAAACAUACGGUGACGUUGAUGUUUACACUUCAAACUUUAGGCCUUUAAAGGCCACUUUAUCUGGUCUUCCAGAUCGUGUUUACAUGAAACUUCUAGUCUCUGCGAAGACUGGCAAAGUCCUUGGAUUGCAUAUGUGCGGAGAUGAUGCACCAGAGAUAGUGCAGGGGUUUGCAGUUGCAGUGAAAGCUGGGUUGACAAAGGCAGACUUUGAUGCCACAAUUGGCAUUCAUCCUACAGCAGCAGAAGAAUUUGUUACAAUGAGGACACCUACACGCCAAAUUCGCAAUGGCCCACCAAAGGGCAAAAAGGAUUCCGAGCCUCAACCUGCUGCAGCAGUUUAGGUUCAUGUACGGGCUGCAUUGGGAAUCAGAACUGUAACUCUUAGCAAGUAACAAGAUCCUUGCUAUAACGAACCUCUCAAGCCAAUUUUGCCUCAUUCGUAGGGUGAUUAGUUCUCCCCGAGCAUGAACAUUGAAGCUUAAUGCUUGCCAAUGCCGAAGUCUUCAACCAGAAAACCUGUACAAUAAUGGAGUUUAUUUGUUGUAAUUAUGAGUAAUGUGCAUAUAACUGCACAUUUGCGCUUACUGAAAGGUUGAUUGUUCUGCUGUAUACAUCAUCCUUUAUCUGGAAAUUGUUCAGAUAUAAGUUUGUAGAUUUUGAUUAGGCAAUAAAGUUGAGUUAAUUAUCCAGUUUGUUCAGUGUGCUUCUUUCAGCCUCAACCUGUUGAAGGCUUGACCAUGUAUUCAGAAGCAUGAUAUUAUUGUAACUUGGGCUUCAUUUGGGUGGGUGUAAAACGUUUUUCUGGAAAACAAUUUUCCACUUUUCAAUCA
Messenger RNA from Spinacia oleracea (spinach), 2228 nucleotides. RefSeq names its product glutathione reductase, chloroplastic. Bases 63 to 1739 code for a protein of 558 amino acids. Gene Ontology annotation, cellular component: cytosol; mitochondrion. Gene Ontology annotation, molecular function: flavin adenine dinucleotide binding; glutathione-disulfide reductase (NADPH) activity; NADP binding. Lineage: Eukaryota; Viridiplantae; Streptophyta; Magnoliopsida; Caryophyllales; Amaranthaceae. Gene Ontology annotation, biological process: cell redox homeostasis; cellular response to oxidative stress; glutathione metabolic process. The transcript is spliced from 11 exons. The record is from RefSeq and is a predicted model, not a curated record.